Molecule: messenger RNA, 3408 nt
Organism: Mustela lutreola (European mink)
Lineage: Eukaryota; Metazoa; Chordata; Mammalia; Carnivora; Mustelidae
Gene: ARL6
Product: ADP ribosylation factor like GTPase 6
Exons: 8
Coding region: 162-722 (186 amino acids)
Biological process (GO): vesicle-mediated transport; intracellular protein transport; cilium assembly
Cellular component (GO): axoneme; cytoplasm
Molecular function (GO): GTPase activity; GTP binding
Source: RefSeq, a predicted model, not a curated record
GGAAUUCUUACAGAGGCGGCAUAGAGACGAAGGCUGAGAGACGCCCGAUAUUUAUCCCACAAACCGAUACGAGCGAGUGGUCCUUUCCUGUUCUCUUCAGCCCCUGGGUCCGCAGGGUUGACUUCAAAAACCAGCUGGUUUGUAAAUAUUUGAAUCACAAUAUGGGAUUGCUAGACAGACUUUCAGGCUUGCUUGGCCUAAAGAAGAAGGAGGUUCAUGUUUUGUGCCUUGGGCUGGAUAAUAGUGGCAAAACAACAAUCAUUAACAAACUUAAACCUUCAAAUGCUCAAUCACAAGAUAUAGUUCCAACCAUAGGAUUCAGCAUAGAGAAAUUCAAAUCAUCCAGUUUGUCUUUUACAGUGUUUGACAUGUCAGGUCAAGGAAGAUACAGAAAUCUCUGGGAACACUAUUAUAAAGAAGGACAAGCCAUUAUUUUUGUUAUUGAUAGUAGUGAUAGAUUAAGAAUGGUUGUGGCCAAAGAAGAACUUGAUACUCUGCUAAAUCAUCCAGAUAUUAAGCACCGCCGAAUACCAAUCUUAUUUUUUGCAAACAAAAUGGAUCUUAGAGAUGCAGUGACGUCUGUAAAAGUGUCUCAGCUGCUGUGUUUAGAGAACAUCAAAGAUAAACCAUGGCAUAUUUGUGCUAGUGAUGCCAUAAAAGGAGAAGGAUUGCAAGAAGGUGUAGACUGGCUUCAAGAUCAGAUCCAGGCUGUGAAGACAUGAAAAGAUAGUAUUUGGAAACCUCAACAGUUUUCAAUUCAAGGAAUGUAUCUUAAGGCACACUGAAUACUUCAUAUUUUUUAAAAGAUGUUUGUGCAUCUAGGAAUACUUCAUAAUCUUCUGCUUGCAUUUAUGGACUCUGAAUGAACUUUUUAAGAACAUAGGACUUCAGGUAUGCUAAUCUGACCAUUAAUUUUAUUAAAACUAAAUCAUUCCUCAGAAGGGCUCCUUCUCCAGAAUUAUCAACUUCUUAGUAAAAGUCUACAUUUGAUUGUAAUUAGAAUGUUUAAACUGAGAGUUAUAAGCCACCUCAAUAUCUCAUCAUGAUUUAUAGUAUGUUUAAUGCAUCUUUUUCAAAUUGUCUUACAAAGUUUAGUUUAUGGUAUGACUUUGCAGUAUGAUUGUGUUUGGAAAAAGAACUUUAAAUAUUUAUAAGGGACCAUGGGUAAUUAAUAUAUACAUAAAAUUUUUACUAUAUGUCACUAUCAAUAAACAAUAUACAAUGUACAAACUAGUGUACUUUGUUUACACUGAAAAGAAUAAUGCUGUGUUAAUGUAAUAUUUAGUGUUUUACUGUCAAGCAUUUGUAAGUUUUCUGAGACCAAAUUAAGCUGAAUUUAUUUAUCCCAUGAAUGUGUAUUGAACCUCUCUGUACCUAUACUAGUCCGAUAUUGUCCCAGGCAAUGGUGAUACAAGGUAAAUAAAUCAAGACAUAUUCUUUAUCCAUAGAGAACUUAAAAUUAAUGAGGGUGAUUUUGAGAACCUUUUCAAACAUAGUAUCAUUUUAUUUUUGGCUACAUGACUAUCUUGGAUUUUAAGAUUAAGAGGUAUGCAAAUGAACUAAUGAUUCUUAAAUAAUUACUUUAACUGACUUCUUAUUUCUUUAAAAUGCCUCCAAUUACUAUGGCACUUUCUUAAAAUAAAUUGUGACUCACCAAACUGUAUUUUUCCUGAGCAUAAACUGAUAAAAAAAAUGUUGUUUAGAAUUUUAGACACAUCUCAGGUAUCUUCUCUAUGCAAAUUGUGUUAGUUCUCAAAACUUAAUUAGAGACCACUUAAAAUUGUGAUCUCUGAGUAGAAGCUUUCAUUUUAAAUUAACCACUAGAAAACAGUAUAUAGAGCAAGGGUGUCAAUCCUGAAAAACACUACAUAUAAAGAACAACUGUAAUAUACAUGUGGAAAACAUCUUACCAUGUCCUUAGCUGUGAAAAUGAUAAAAACAGGAGGCAAGGGGCACCUGGGUGGCUCAGUCAGUUGAGCUACUGCCUUCAGCUCCUGCCCUUUUCUCUCAAAUACACAAAAUAUUUAAAGAAAAUAAAAAUUAAAAAGGAGGCAAAAGAUAAGUGAGUAAUACUAGGUACAUUACUGUAACUGUGGUACUGGUUGUAUAUGCCAUAGAGAUUUGAAUUGAAAUAGUUUUAAAAGUAAAGUUCUGUAAUUCAGUUUCUCUUAGGCCAAAAAUCCCAGUGGUUUGGAAUCUGAUAAAUUAAAAGUUAUCCAGAAUAUUUGAAUAGUCCAGCAUUUUAGCUAGCUUACAGGCCUCUGUUUUGAUGAGGAUACAAAGUGAGAUUCUCAUUAAUCUAGAGUUGCCUCAAACUCUAAACACUGAAUGUAGUUUAACAAAAUACUUAUAUUCUGUUGUUCUGGAGGAUAGGAGAAUAGUUUAGGAGGAUGAGUAUAUUAGAGUUCAAAUCCUUAUCCACCAGAACGAUUGUAAUACUUCAAUAAUAAUAACUAUCACUAUAUGAACAAUAUAUAAUAGCUAUCACAAUAAUAAUAAUAGCUAUCACUAUAUGAACACUAUAUUUUGAGCUAGAUAUUACUACACAUACUGGAUUUUGCAUUAUUUAAUUGUCGCAAUAACCUUGUGUGGUAGGUAGGUUUUAUUAUUUCAUAGACAAGGAAACAGAGACCUGAAAAAAUUACUUGCUAAAUGGCACUAGUAAAUGCUGGUGCUAUGAUUUGGAACCAAACCAUCUGUUUAAGAUAGAUGAAGUCAAGAGACAAGAGUAUUACAGAUAAUAGAAAUACAGAGCUAUCUGCCACAAGGAUAGCGAAAAGGAUUGAAAAGGCUCUCAUUGGGGUGGGAGACCAGGAUGGGGGUGGGAAAGUCAGAGAAUAGUGACUACUAUUUUGUUUUUGAUUGUUUCUAAAGUCUCUGAAUACUUCAGAUUUUCAACUCUGGGUAUAAAUGAGUAAUAAAAAUACUUUUUAAAACUACACUGAUACUAAAUUAAUGAGUACUGCACAAACUGCUGUAACUCAUACCUGUGCAAAUAUUUAGAAGAGAGAAAAGUACUUUUUCCUUAGUUUCCAUGAUCUCCAAAUCUAGUUUAUGCUCUAUUAACAUCUAUUCUACUGUACAUUUUCAUGUGAAGAUUAUGUAGAAGCACAUUGGACUAUAGGAUGCCAUAAAAGUGUGGAUAAGCUGAGGUUAUUACAUUUGUAUUUAACAUGGUAUACAAUUAAAAUUUAUUUCAUUAAAACUCAAGCAAGUGUUUUUUCAUGUUUAGACAUCACUCUGUUGCAAUUUUAAUUCAUUAAGUUCUAUAUUUCAAUAUAAACACUUCAUAAAAUGUUCAAAACUUACUGUAUGUAUUGUACUUAAGUAUUUAUAUGUGGCCCUAUUCAGCCCAUGCCUUGUAAAUCACGAAAGAGUUCAGUUUUAUAUAAAUUUGUUUUUCAUUUA